Asparagus officinalis (garden asparagus) is the source of this 2676-nucleotide messenger RNA. Its product is annotated as G-type lectin S-receptor-like serine/threonine-protein kinase At2g19130. The record is from RefSeq and is a predicted model, not a curated record. Bases 36 to 2495 code for a protein of 819 amino acids. Gene Ontology annotation, biological process: recognition of pollen; protein phosphorylation. The transcript has a single exon. Lineage: Eukaryota; Viridiplantae; Streptophyta; Magnoliopsida; Asparagales; Asparagaceae. Gene Ontology annotation, molecular function: ATP binding; protein serine/threonine kinase activity.
CCUUUCUUCCUUCUCUAUCUUCUGUGCUUUGCGCAAUGGUUCCUCCAAAUCCUCCCCUCUUACUUUACCACAUGUCUCUCUCCCUCCUCCUCCUCCUCUUCCUUCUCGUCUCGAAACAAGCUUCGUCUGCAUCGAACGCCAUUUCUCUGAACCAAUCUCUCUCUGGAAAACAGAAGCUAGUCUCCGAAGGUAGCAAUUUUGUGCUUGGCUUCUUCCAACCAGGUAACUCAUCGUACUACUACAUAGGAAUCUGGUACAAUAAGAUAUCACAGCUAACCCCAGUGUGGGUUGCCAACAGAGACGCUCCAAUAACUGAGCCAACUACUGCUGAGCUCAAAAUCUGUAGUGAUGGUAAUUUAGUUCUUUUAGACCAGUCAAAUUCCCGUGUAUGGUCGACUGAUGCAAACAUAACCUCCAACAACACUGUUGCUGUCCUCUUAGACGCUGGAAACUUUGUUCUCAAAGAUGCAUCAAACCCCAAUAAAACUCUAUGGCAAAGCUUCGAUCACCAGACUGAUACAUGGCUUCCUGGUGGCAAGCUUGGAGUGAACAAAUUCACUGGACAAAUCCAACACUUGACUUCAUGGAAGAGCUUAGAUGACCCUUCACCUGGAAUUUAUUCUCUUGGUAUAGACCCUAACGGAUCAAGCCAAUACUUCACUGUGUGGAACAAUUCUGUUAACUACUGGAGCAGUGGAAUUUGGAAUGGAGAAAUCUUUACUGCUGUUCCAGAGAUGAUGUCUCACUAUUUAUACAGCUUUCAAUAUGUUUCCAGCGAUACAGAGCGAUAUUUCACUUAUACUGUCCAGAGUAGCGAUAUUAUCACUAGGUUCGUGAUGGGUAUCUCUGGACAAAUCCAGCAGUUGACAUGGGUAGAGAAUAGCCAAGAAUGGAUCCUUCUUUGGUCUCAGCCUAAACAACAAUGUCAAGCCUUUGCUCUAUGUGGGCCUUAUGGUAGCUGCAAUGAAAACGCAUAUCCCUUUUGUACGUGCAUCAAAGGGUUCAGGGAGCAGUCUCCUGCUGAUUGGGCAUUAGGUGAUCGAACAAGAGGCUGUGUAAGGAAAACAAAGUUGCAGUGUGGAAAGAAUAAUUCAUCUCGGCAGAAGAAAGAUCGGUUUUUUACAAUGUCUAACAUGAGAUUUCCUGAUAACAUGCAAACUUUCCAAGUUGGGUGUGCUUCAAAGUGUGAACUAGCUUGCUUAAACAACUGUUCUUGCAAUGCUUAUUCAUUCAGUGGUCGUGCUUGCUCACUUUGGUACGGAGAUUUGCUUAAUCUCCAGGAGAUGUAUACAGGACCAAGUGGAGGUACACUUUUCCUGCGUCUCUCUGCUUCAGAAUUCCGAAGUCCCAGAAAAGAGAAGCGAGUUGUUAUCAUAGAAAUAGCUUGCAGCAUAAUAGGCACUUCAGCUUUACUGGCUAUUAUUUAUUUGCUGAUUUGGACAAGGAAAAGAAAAGGGAUGAUGGGCAUACCAGAAAGUGCGGAGGGUGGAUUGAUAGCAUUUAGAUAUAAUGAUUUGCGGCGUAUGAGCAAUAAUUUCUCAGAGAAAUUGGGGGAAGGUGGAUUCGGUUCAGUAUUCAAGGGUGUUAUGCAAGACUCCAAAGUCAUAGCUAUCAAGAAGCUUGAAAGAUAUUCACAGGGAGAAAAGCAAUUUCGUAGUGAGGUAAGCACAAUUGGGAUAGUUCAACAUAGCAACCUUGUUAGGCUUCAUGGGUUUUGCUCAGAAGGAAACAACAGACUACUAGUCUAUGAGUACAUGCCCAAUGGAUCAUUAAACACUCAAUUGUUCCAUAACAACCCUAACAAUGUUUUAAACUGGAAAAGAAGGUACCAAAUUGCCCUUGGGAUUGCUCGAGGUCUGACUUAUCUCCAUGAUCACUGUCGAGAUUGCAUCAUUCAUUGUGACGUUAAGCCAGAAAAUGUACUCUUAGAUGCAUCUUUUGCUCCAAAACUAGCAGAUUUUGGCUUGGCUAAGCUGCUAGGCCGAGAUGCUAGCAGGGUUCUAACUACAAUGAGAGGAACUAUAGGAUAUCUGGCGCCUGAGUGGAUUUCAGGUUCUGCCAUCACAGCAAAGGCUGAUGUCUAUAGCUACGGGAUGAUGCUCUUUGAGAUAAUCUCAGGGAGGAGGAACUUUGAGCAGACUGAUGACCAAAAACCUCGGUUUUUUCCUACUUUAGCGGCCAGAAAACUUGUUGAUGGGGAUGUAACCGGAAUUUUGGAUCAGAGAUUGGAGGGUGAUGCAAAGUUGGAAGAGGUGAUUAGAGCCUGUAAAGUUGCUGUCUGGUGUAUUCAAGAUGAUGAAAACUGUAGGCCUACAAUGGGACAAGUGGUUCAGAUACUAGAAGAGGUACUUGAAGUUAAUAUGCCUCCUAUUCCACAAGCUCUUCAGAUGUUUGAUGAGAAUCUAGGAACCGUGGUUUUCUCAGAAUUGUCUUUAAAUCGAAGCUCUGAGGUUAAAGAAACUUCUAGUACUUCUGCAACUGGAAGUCUUCUAUGAAUUCUAAUGUCAAAUAUGGUAGAAUGUAUGAAUCUUUUUCCUAUUGUUAAGUUUCUAAGUAUGUUGAAUAUGUUGUGUUAAAUUAAGUAUUGGGUAUUGGGUUAAUAGGCUAUUACCCGUUAACCUUAACCCUAUUUGUAUGGCGAUAUAUAUCUCUCUUAUUAUCUCAAUAAACAACAAG